Anisakis simplex (herring worm) is the source of this 1500-nucleotide messenger RNA. NCBI's taxonomy places the organism in Eukaryota, Metazoa, Nematoda, Chromadorea, Rhabditida, Anisakidae. The record is from the annotation of a GenBank genome assembly.
AUGGCUUCGACUGCGAAGUAUCCAACACGAAAGCGUAGAUCACCAGUUUUGAAUGAAGAAAAAAAAUUAAAUUCAGAACAGAACCAUACCAGUGAGCAACCAGAAACGAAAUCACCUCACAGAUCUGAAGAUACGGAUGAAGAAAACAGUUGUGCGGGGAAUCAGCGAGAACUGUUAGAUGUCAAGCUACUCGAGCCACGUCCCAAGGUAAAGCUGAAAGAAUUUGACUCAUCAAAACAGAUCGUUCAACUAUUGGAAGGACGUGAGAGCGAAAUGGCGACAAUUGAAUCACAUUUGCAAAAAUGUAUCAGUUCAUCAUAUUCCAUGUCUGUUUACAUUUCCGGUCCACCUGGAACCGGAAAAACUGCAUCGGUAAAUGCCGUUCUGCAUGCAUUAUCCGUUAAGCAUAGGUUGAUAGUGAUUAACGUGAAUUGUGUAUCCACCAACACCGAAGCUGCUUUAUUGAGACUGAUGUCGGAUAAGUUACCUAAUUUGCGUUCGUCUCGUCGGAAUAUCGUCAGUUCGAAGUUGCUUGAUACAGUUGAAUCAUGUCUACAGAGAGCCGAUUGUCCGGUAGUGUUAGUUUUGGAUGAAAUCGAUUAUAUUCAACCGAAAAAUCGAAAUAUCCUAUAUACAGCUUUUCAAUGGCCAUCCAAAUUUUCUUCUAUGGCACUUAUUGCAAUCUCAAACUCAUUGGAUUUAACCGAACGAGAGCUACCAAAAUUGAAGUUGGCCAUUCCACCGAUCGUUCUUCCAUUUUCACCCUAUUCAAAAGAAGAUCUUUUGCGUAUCCUCAAAACCAAAUUAUCCUCGAAUAGCGAUAUUGAUGAACGUGCUGUCGAGUUGUGCUCGAGGAAGGUGGCCUCAAUGACUGGUGACGUUAGGCACGCCAUGCAGAUCGCUCAACAGAUGCUUCCUAGUUUAAGGUGUCCUAUUCGUUGUGAUUUUUUCUCGAAUUUUCAAUUAUUGCGAUGGCACAACAUACCAUUUGCGAUCAAUUGUGUAAAAUUUUUGUGGUGGUGGUUUUAUGUUAUGUCUCAGGAGGUUGUCAGUGACUUUCAGUAUAAUUUUACUGUUCAAGCGGAAAUGAAAAACAGCCUCAACGAGAGCUCAAAAUUAACUUCAGCACCUUCUAUGUCAUGCCCUCGAGUGCUUGGUGCUAUAACGAAUGUGUAUCGUUCUUCACUGGAUCGUGCUCGUAUUCCAUUACAGCAAAAAAUUUUGCUGGCCACCAUGUUGAGAUUGGCCGAUAAACAAAAAAAUACCACUCUUGAUAAAGAUACGUUACUGGAGGCAUACGAAAAAGUAUGUAAUACGAUUUCUCUGCCAUACAUUGAUACGGAAUGUGCAAAUUCAGCAUUCGCGUUACUUGAAUCCUUGUCGGUUUUGAAGUGUACUCGAUCUCAGAAAUGUCAGUUACUCGUCGACAUACCAACGGCUGUUGACUACAUCGCUGAUUCUGCGCUCAUGGCUCAGAUUAAUAAUUUGGCUCUAAAUUAA